Gossypium arboreum is the source of this 1815-nucleotide messenger RNA. RefSeq lists its product as uncharacterized. The transcript is spliced from 11 exons. NCBI's taxonomy places the organism in Eukaryota, Viridiplantae, Streptophyta, Magnoliopsida, Malvales, Malvaceae. Gene Ontology annotation, cellular component: endomembrane system. The record is from RefSeq and is a predicted model, not a curated record. The coding region runs from base 165 to 1259 and encodes 364 amino acids.
UCAGCCCAAUAAGAUAACGACGCCGGUUUAUCUCCUUAAACAAACGGCGUCGCUUUGAACGAUUAAAAAAAAAAAAAAACACUCCCUUCGAGCUCGUCUGCUUCGUUUCAUCUUCUGAUCGCGAAACACUCUUUUUCACUCUCUCAACAAUCUAUCCUCUUAUAAUGAAGAUUUUCCAUCUUUUCCUAAUUUCCUCACUUCUCUUCUCAUUUUCUAAGGCUGAAUCUAAUGGAUCCGUUUUCUUCAUUGAUAGUUCAACUCAUCAAUUCCUUCGCGCACAAUCCACCAACGAUCUCGCUCAGUCGGAGUUAAUGCUAUUACCGGAAGUUGGUGCAGCCGUAUCAGUCUUGCUUGGUGUUGCCCCAACUGUAACGCUUUCAGCUUCUGGUUCAUCUAAGCUGAAUGAGGUUCUCAUUCCUAAUCCAUUUGAUAGACCUCGAGCCGUUUUUAUGUUUGAAGUCGGAGGAAUUGAUGAUCCUCUUGUUGUCGAACCCAAGAAUGCUCUCUUCAGCAAAGCCUUGAAGAAUAGUGUUGAUCUUGGUUCAAGUAAAGCGGACAUAUUGUUUCCAGAUGAGGAGGAGUUAUCCACGAUCUCUUUGGACCACCCACUAGGAGACUACUGUGAAGAAGAGAUCAAUGAAUUUGCAUCUUGGUUGGGUGGAUCAUAUGCUACUGAUGUUACAAAACCCUUGGAUGGAGUAUUGAGUAUUCCCUUGGCAAAUGGUGAUAACAUGAAUCUUCAUAUGUCAAAGAAAGUGCACAGGGAAUUUGCAUCAAAACUGUUUGCUCUGUACCGCAAUAUAAGGAAAGCAAUGGAGAGGCAUGAAGAUUUGUCACAGACUUUGCGUAGACCUGCUGAGUUAAUAAUGGGUUCAUUUGAUGAAAUUAAGCAUGACACUGAUGGUUUUGAUAAACAAGGAAUAAGGCUUCUGCUUGCGACACUUAACAGGAUAUUUGAUUCACUGCAGACAACUUAUGAAGGUCAUAUUGUGGGGGUUAUUCUCUUUAAUGGGGUACCUCAACCAGAAUCCAAAACAUUGAUGAACAUGAUGUACAACUCUCGUCCAUCUGCGCGCUGGUUGGAAGAAACAAAAAGCUCUCUUAAUACCACUCUUGCAGCACAAAUGCUGGUUAGAAGGACCCUUGCUUGGAUAACUGGGGUUGUUCUUCUCAUUGCAACUCUCUUGGGGGUUUACUUCCUUCUCAAUAUGCCACUGACGAGGGACACACUUUUGUACUCGAAUGUCAAGCUAGACUGAAGCUGAUAUAAGGCAAAGUACAAUGAACUUUUGAAUUCUCAGAAGCGGCCUGGUAUGAUUUAUCUUUUAAUGGAGGGAAAUUUUAGGGAUAUCUUAUCAUCUAUAAACCUGUUUCAUUCAUUGGUUAUUCAAUGAUGUUUGAUUGGUUAAACUAGCUACCCAAAAAGCUGCAUCAGUACAAAUUGGGCCAUAUGGGAUACCAUUUGGCUAAGGGAGUGCAAUUGAGAGAGAGAAUGAAGCACUAAGGUUAUGCCUUAUCCAUUUGAUUUUUAGAAUAUUGCACCUUUACGUACUAAGUUGUUAAUGUUAUGUUUUUUUUUUUUUUUUAAAUUCGUUAAUUAUAAUGUACUUUGAAAUUCCAUGUAAUAAAAAUUGCUCAUCAAUAAGGAACAUUGUUGUAUAAUCUAUACAAUUAUAUAUUAAGAGAGUUUCAUUUAAGAAGUUGAGAGAUAUUCAGGGUUAGAAGUAGUCAUUUCAAAGAAAUAAAAAUAAGAUUUGUUAAGGAUUUUUGUUUUUGUAUGUUUAAUAAUAUUUCCUAUUUUUAUUUUUCUACAAA